AAACCCAUCGCUAAUUCACCUACCUACACCCCAUUAAUCCCCGGAGACUCAACUUUCAGCAGCCAUGUCAAACUAGGAGCACCCGUUGGUGAUCACAGCAUACGAUUAUAAUCUUCGGAUUGCAGCAGUCACGAACGCGAGAAGGCAACGAGAAAGCCUCGCGGUCUAUCACACGCAAAUUGAGUACUUGCUGCUGAGCAUCCGACUAGUACCCCGAGCCUUCUCACGGACUCCACAGAGAAUCAGGCUGUAUCGGGAGUUCAACUACCCGACAACUAUCGACGAAUUGCAAGAGCGGCUGUAGAAUAGACUGGCCCGCAUUUGUUACAGAAUGGCUGCUCAAGCUGCUCGUGGCAAGAAGGCUCUGGAGGCUGGCAAUUACGAAGAGGCCAUCAAGGAGUACACGGACGCCAUCAAGGAAUCGCCUACUUCGCCCGAGUUCUACACCCAGCGAUCGGUUGCCAAUCAGAGAGCAGGCCACCUCGAGGAAUCUCUCGCAGAUGCUGAGUCUGCGGUACUGAAAGCUUUGUCUCGAGCGAAGAAGGAGGCCAUCACAGAAGCUCAAUUCCGUCGUGGUGUAGCUCUGUACAAACUUGGUCGGCUUGGCGAUGCGGAGUUUAUCCUAAACCUGGUCAAGCAGCGUGAUGACAAGCACAAGCAAGCCGACAUGUGGAUCAACAAGACAAAGAUGGAUCUGGCAAAGCUUGGGCAAGGCGACGAGAAGCAAAAGGUGACUGUGACCGAGAAACCAAGUCAGCCAGCCACCACGACCACGACCACGUCUACGUCCACUACAGUUGCUGUGCCAUCUACAGCACCAGAGCGGACUCCAGCAGAUAAGAUUCGAUACGACUGGUAUCAAAACACCGAGAAAGUGUACUUCACACUCAUGGCGAAGGGUGUGCCCGAGGACAAGUGCGUCGUUGACAUUACCGAGCGCUCGUUCAGCAUCUCCUUCCCAACGGGCGCUGACUCCAACUACGAUCUGCACAUCGAGCCACUCUUUGCAUCUGUUCACUCAGAUAAGUGCACCACUCGCGUUCUGCCUAGCAAGGUGGAAAUCACCCUUGUUAAGGCACAGCCAGGUCAAAAGUGGCACAAGCUGGAGAGCGACGAACCCGUCCCGGAUUCGAAGAAAGUCGACAGUGUUGCUGACUCGGACGCUAAGAAUGCCGAUCCUGUCAAGCGUGCCGUCUUGUCAGACUCCAGUCGUGGACCAGCGUAUCCUACCUCUUCGAAGAAGGGCCCCAAAGACUGGGACAAGGUCGCCAAGGAGGCAAUGCCAACCAGCGGCAAGCCUGGCGCGGCCGAAGACGACGAUGAUUACGAGGGAGGAGAUGAAGCCAAUCACUUCUUCAAGAAGCUCUUCAAAGGAGCGAGCCCAGAGAUGCAGCGUGCCAUGAUGAAGUCCUACACCGAGUCCAACGGCACCGCUCUGUCCACCAAUUGGGACGAAGUGUCCAAAGGCCCAGUCGAAACCACUCCGCCAGAUGGGAUGGAGGCUAAGCCGUGGAAGUAGCGGUAGCGUCAGGGAUUCAGCGUCUCACUCUGUCGACUAUGGCCGGUGAACCGGAUGUCCAGAGAGGUGCUCUCCCGAGCUGGGAUUUUGUCUUUGUCGAUUAUUUGUCGAUUAGCGCGGAGUAAGGUGUACUUUCCAGCAAAGCGUCACUCUUUGUAAGUAGCAUGGCAAGCCACGAUAGUCAGCAAGUUAAUAAUACACGUUUGUUGUCAUGGCUCCGCCCGCGGGGAGAGAGUUGACUUGCCAAGAAUUACGCGCUGCAUACACGGGCGGCCUGGAGCGCUGGAGAUAGCCAACCUCACCCUCAAACAUACCAGGUAUUAGGAGUAGGAGGCGGGAACGACUGCGACAGCGUCCGCCAACGUCACCACGUGGCAAAUGGCAGAUCACUGUCUAGGAGGAGGUAUCGUUGAGUUUGUUGAGGAGUGUCCUUAGGAGGUACCUCCUACCUCCUAGAAGGGUAUAUGUUCUUUUUCCCGAGGCGACGGACGAUGUCAUUGGUACUACCUCCUCCUUUCGACGUCAUGUCUCACUGACUGCUAAGAGGUGGAUUGGAAAUCGAAGCUCUCCGCUGCCUUUAACACUGUAUAUCCUCUCGCGUCUCGCACACGGCCUGAACCAAUGCGACCAUCACCGUCACUUCUCACCAGCGCAGCAUCAUCCACAAUUAUCCUCAAUCUCUUAACAUGGCCGGCGAAACCAAGUUCGAAGGCUGGUGCGGCCUUGACGAAGACUCGGUCAAUGGCAACAUGAAAUGGCAGACGUAUGCAGCCAAAACGUGGGAGGAGACUGAUGUCGACAUUGAAAUCAGUCACUGUGGUGUCUGCGGUUCCGAUCUUCACACCCUGCGUUCAGGCUGGGGCGAAACACCGUACCCUGCCGUUGUGGGACACGAGAUUGUCGGCAAAGCCAUCCGUGUUGGUAAGAAUGCCAAAACUGCCGCUGGCAAGCCCAUCAAAGAGGGCGACCGGAUUGGCGUGGGAGCGCAAUGCAAAUCUUGCCUCAAGCCGGAUUGUGAGCAAUGCUCCGAGGGCAUUGAGAAUCAUUGUACAAACGACUUUGUGCAGACUUAUGGUGCCAAGUAUCAGAAUGGUGACACGGCUCAGGGAGGUUACGCCAAGUACUGGAGAGGCAAUUCACACUUUGUCUUCCAUAUUCCCGACGCUAUCCCCAGUGAGAUGGCUGCGCCGAUGCUGUGCGGUGGUGUUACGACGUACAGUCCUCUGAAGCAGAACGGUUGUGGACCUGGGAAGAAAGUUGGAGUCAUUGGUAUUGGUGGUCUCGGCCACUUCGGUCUCCUCUGGGCCAAAGCCCUCGGCGCAGACAAAGUCGUCGCCAUCUCCCGCACACGCUCCAAAGAAUCCGACGCCCGCAAACUCGGCGCCGACGACUUCAUCGCCACGAGCGAAGACGGUUGGGAGCAAAAACACUCCAACUCCCUCGACCUCAUCAUCAGUUCCGUCUCCUCACCCAAAAUGCCUUUGGAAGGUUAUCUCUCUUUACUCGCCUUCCAAGGACGAUAUAUUCAACUCGGAAUGCCGGAAAAUCCUUUGCCGAAUUUUAGUGCGGCUGCGUUGGUCAUGAAGCGGGCUACUAUGGGUGGAAGUUUGAUUGGCGCACCACAUGAAAUUGAGGACAUGUUGGAGCUUGCUGCUGAGAAGAAGGUUCAGGCGUGGAUUAAUUUGAGACCUAUGAAGGAGGCGAAUCAGGCGAUUGUGGAUUUUGAGGCUGGGAAGCCGAGGUAUAGGAUUUGUUUGGUUAAUUAGAGACUUUUUUUUGAAGGAAGGGAGGGAGGGGGGAGAUGAAAAGUUUUUUCUAAUGUAGAAAACAGUGAAUGAUGAAAAGAUGUUUGUG
Molecule: messenger RNA, 3373 nt
Organism: Sphaerulina musiva SO2202
Lineage: Eukaryota; Fungi; Ascomycota; Dothideomycetes; Mycosphaerellales; Mycosphaerellaceae
Product: SGS-domain-containing protein
Exons: 4
Coding region: 332-1519 (395 amino acids)
Biological process (GO): protein stabilization
Molecular function (GO): protein-folding chaperone binding
Source: RefSeq, a predicted model, not a curated record